AUGGCGUGCGCUGGGUUGCUCGCUGUGUGCUUGCUCCGGCCACCCGCGCCCCAGCCGCCACGACACCCUGCGCCCGCCGCGGGACACGCGCUUUUCCAGGAUGUUUUUCGCAGAGCAGACAAGAAUGAUGAUGGUAAGCUCUCAUUUGAAGAAUUCCAGAAUUACUUUGCUGAUGGGGUUCUCAGCUCAGCGGAGCUGCGGGAACUGUUCAGUGGCAUCGAUGGGCAUCUCACCGACAAUUUAGAAACAGAGAAACUGUGUGACUAUUUCUCCAAACACCUGGGUGUCUAUCGGCCUGUGCUGGCUGCACUGGAGUCCCUGAACCGUGCGGUGCUCACUGCUAUGGACACAACAAAGCUGGAGUAUGAACAGGCCUCCAAGGUGGACCAGUUUGUCACACGAUUCCUGCUUCGAGAGACUGUGAAUCAGCUCCAAGCCCUGCAGAGCUCCCUGGAGGGGGCAUCAGACACCUUGGAGGCCCAGGCCCGUGGUCAGCGGUUGGAUGAAGAAAAUAUGGAAGUGCAGAGUAGGUCCCGGAGCAGUCGGCGGGCAGGCCGCAGAGCCCUGAGGAGCAUCAGCUGGUCACCAGCCUGGUCUCCUGGAUCCUCUGAUACAGGGUGGACUUCAGAGGCCGAGCAGCAGUGGCAGCUGCAGGUCAACCGUCUCCAGGAGCUCAUAGACCAGCUUGAAUGCAAGGCACCCCGGCUGGAACCCCUGCGUGAAGAGGACCUUGCCAAGGGUCCUGACUCGCACAUCCUUGUGGCGCAGAGGCAGGUACAGGUGGCAGAGGAUGCGCUGCAGGAUUUCCAUCGUGCCCUGUGCUGCUACAUGAACUUCACAGGGGCCCAGAGCCACUGUCUGCAUGUGUCUGCCCAAAGGAUGCUAGACCAUGCUGCCUUCACCCUGUAUGAGUUCUGGCAGGAUGAAGCGUCCUGGAGAAGGCACCAGCAGUCGCCCUGCAGCAAGACCUUCCAGCGCACCCUCAUCGAUCACCUGCAGGCCCCAGACACCCUCACCACUGUGUUCUUCCCAGCCUCCUGGUGGAUUAUGAAUAAUAACUGAGUUGGGUCUGCUUAA
Molecule: messenger RNA, 1077 nt
Organism: Peromyscus eremicus (cactus mouse)
Lineage: Eukaryota; Metazoa; Chordata; Mammalia; Rodentia; Cricetidae
Gene: Necab3
Product: N-terminal EF-hand calcium binding protein 3
Exons: 13
Coding region: 1-1062 (353 amino acids)
Biological process (GO): regulation of amyloid precursor protein biosynthetic process
Cellular component (GO): endoplasmic reticulum; Golgi cis cisterna; cytoplasm
Molecular function (GO): calcium ion binding
Source: RefSeq, a predicted model, not a curated record